AUGUCGAGGAAACUGUGGACCAUCUUCUCUUUUCUAAUAGCAACUUCAUUGGCGGAGAAUUCUUAUCUCAAGGCAGGUAUGUUACUGAGUAAAGCAUUUUGAGCUGAUUGUGAGAAGUAUGUUUAUAGUUUUUUAGCUUUUUUACUACAAUGAAUGGUCGUUUGUAAUAUAAACAACAUAAAAUAUUGACUUACUUUUGUAAGUUUAUUGUUUGGACUAACAUAAAUCAUUUGUUUUGGGUAAUUUUACAGAGAAUUUUGGGUAACUUUGAUAGAGAAUUUUGAUAAUUUUACAGAUAAUUGUACACAUGACACUCGUGAUGAUGUAGUCAGAAGGGCACGACCGAAGUACUGUAUUUCCAACGAUCCUACGGUCGGAGAAGUGGAGAUCAUACCUGAUACGUAAGGCUUUAUACUUUUGCGUGCCUUUAUAUUAGAAGUCGAAUGAUAGUUCGUCUUGCGCAAUAUGAGAAGAGUAGUCAUUACAUGUAGUAUGUAAAGUUUAUAAAUGGCAAGGUUUUUCUAGCUAUUUUGCCGAACAGAUUCAACAUUUUUUGACUGAUCUACGUUGACUACUUUUUUAAAUUUAUAAUUGAAGAAGAAGGUUGACUGUUUUGUUUUAUAAAGGUUCUCACAGUUUUCUAUUACUAUAUGUUAUAGUAGGUUCUUACAGUUUGUUUAAUUUAGAGUUACUGAAGAUAACAAAUGGACCAAAUGUAUGGAAUCUUGUUACGCACUGCACGAGACUGAGCAUGAUAACGUAAGGUCGAAACUUUAUAAAUUCAACGCUUGUUUUAAAUGUAAUUUGACUUGAAUUUGAUUUUUUAUCUCUAAAAGUUUAUUUGAAAGUUAUGUUUAGCUCUGGUUAGAAUUUACCCAGAAUUUUGGGCCUUAAAUUGAUAAUAUUACCUAAUUUUAAAUCAAAACCUCUAAAUACUCUUGCCAGUUCAGUGGAUGUUUGGCUGUUCGACUGAGUAUGACUUUCUAAAGCGUCUAUGCAGAUCAAUCAUACGGAACCAAAUGGAACGUUGCUUCUACGUGCCCGAGAUCACCAAUGUAUACACAAAGUACACGUCGAUUUGUUGUUGUGAUCCUUCUGAUUCUCAAGAUGAAGAGGAGAGUUGCGAGUUCAAGCUGAACCAGUUUGUGGACAACAAUCAGAGACUUCCCGAGCAGUUCAAGGAGGACUUGUAG
Molecule: messenger RNA, 1193 nt
Organism: Bursaphelenchus okinawaensis
Lineage: Eukaryota; Metazoa; Nematoda; Chromadorea; Rhabditida; Aphelenchoididae
Source: the annotation of a GenBank genome assembly